Messenger RNA from Salvia hispanica, 759 nucleotides. Its product is annotated as VQ motif-containing protein 17. Gene Ontology annotation, cellular component: nucleus. The record is from RefSeq and is a predicted model, not a curated record. Lineage: Eukaryota; Viridiplantae; Streptophyta; Magnoliopsida; Lamiales; Lamiaceae.
AACUCCUCUCAAAAUUCUCCCCUCUCAUUAUAAGAAAACUUCAACAACAUGACAAUGGAAAACCAAAUGUGCUGCCCAAAGACAGCCUCAACAAACCUAGCCAUGCACAGAAAAUCACAAACGAUUUCAAAAUCAAAGCCGAAAAUCCGAAUAAUUCACAUAUUUGCACCAGAAAUCAUCAAGACUGAUGCUGCAAACUUCAGGGAGCUGGUGCAGAGGCUCACCGGAAAGCCUGAUCAACACAACGGCGUUACGGAGACAAAAGAGGGAUCAAGAAAGAAAAAGUCAAGAGCGGAGGUGGGUGCUGGAUUUCAUGUGAAAGAAGAGAUUUGGAUGAGUGCAAAUUCGGGAGGUGGAUUUUUGGGAGGUUUUACGGAAAUUGAAGGAUUCAUGCAUGAGCUUAAUCACUUUCAGUUUUUGGAAGGUACAACAGCUCAGAUGCAGGAUGUUUAUGGAGAUCACUGUCUGCAGCUUGCUUGAUUAGUGGAGCUAGAGUUAAUUUCUUGAUUAGCUAGGGUUUUCGAUUAAUCAUGAUUGGUGUUAUUUGUUGGUGAUCAAUGAUUUUUAUUUAAUUUGUUGGCCCUCGGAUGAUCAUUUGAGGUUUUCUAAUUUGGGAUGCAUGUAUGUAUAUAAUAUGUUUAUAAUUUGGUGAGAGUUGUGCCCUUUUCUGCAUUUUGGUGUAGUAGCUGAGAAGAAAGGAUUUUGUACAUUUCUAGGAUGAUGUUCUACUAACGUAUAAUUCUAACCUUUUCAUUUUAG